AAGGCUUUAAUAUUUUUGUUCAGCAAUCGGUGGUCGAGAGAUGGCGCACUUGAAAUGGUCCUUUUCUGUGCGACAUCGUGGCCCAACGAAGCACCAAGAUGCAACUGUUUGUCCGAACUGAUGAGACCCACACCCUUGAGGUGACUGGCGAAGAAUCUGUUGCCGAUCUGAAGGCCAAAAUCCAGGAGCUGUCCGGCUUCUCAGCCUCAGAGCAGGUCCUGUCUUGCUGCGGCACACCCCUGGAUGAUGACCUUACCCUAUCCCAGAAUGGACUUCUUGACUUGAUGACCCUUGAACUCUCUGGACGUCUGCUCGGAGGAAAAGUUCACGGAUCCCUUGCCCGUGCCGGUAAAGUGCGAGGCCAGACCCCCAAGGUUGAUCCCCAGGAGAAGAAGAAGAAGAAGGUCGGACGUGCCAAGCGCCGCAUGCAGUACAAUCGCCGAUUUGUCAACGUUGUGCAGACCUUCGGCAAGAGGCGUGGACCCAACUCCAACUCCUAAGCUGUCCUACAAUGCCAGAGAACGUUGCAUACACACACUUGUAAAAUAGUCAGUAUGUUGGUCAGAUAAUUAAAUAUAAUCUGCUCAUAUGCAACAGCAAA
Molecule: messenger RNA, 601 nt
Organism: Lytechinus variegatus (green sea urchin)
Lineage: Eukaryota; Metazoa; Echinodermata; Echinoidea; Temnopleuroida; Toxopneustidae
Product: ubiquitin-like protein FUBI
Exons: 4
Coding region: 99-500 (133 amino acids)
Biological process (GO): translation
Cellular component (GO): cytosolic small ribosomal subunit; ribosome
Molecular function (GO): structural constituent of ribosome; protein binding
Source: RefSeq, a predicted model, not a curated record